Messenger RNA from Penicillium pulvis, 465 nucleotides. RefSeq lists its product as uncharacterized. Gene Ontology annotation, biological process: proteasome assembly. The record is from RefSeq and is a predicted model, not a curated record. NCBI's taxonomy places the organism in Eukaryota, Fungi, Ascomycota, Eurotiomycetes, Eurotiales, Aspergillaceae. The transcript has 2 exons. Bases 1 to 465 code for a protein of 154 amino acids.
AUGGCUUCAGUGGAGAGCGUGCUGCAGGAUUCCCUCAAUCUCCCAUUUCCGGCCCCCACAAAGCAAGUGGCGGGACUGGUGGAUGGGGUCAAAACUGAUGUCAUGGUCAUGAACUUCAGCGAUAAGAUCAUGGUUACCAUCUCCCAGGAGGGCCGACUUGCACAUUGGCUACACGUACCACUCGGGAACCCAAAUCCCGGGACUGACGGCAUGCAUACAUUUUCCGAGGGCGCAGACGACGGUCUUUUACCCCUCAGUGCAUUGACAGCAACAUCUCUACUCGGAGGUCAUGCGCCAGGCCAAGAUACCAUCGGCCAACUCUUAGCCCGUCAAAUUGGGACUGCUAUCGCCACUAAAUCGCCCGCCGAGCAGCGUUUGCUCGUUGUUGGCUUAGGACUGGGCAAGACGGGCUCCGAUCGUGAUUCCUUCUUUGCAAUCAUCGACCUUGUCCUGCAAUGCAUAUGA